AUGACUCUGACGACCAGCACACGCACAGCCACGGGCACAAGCAGCAGCACAGGCACCAGGACCAGCACAGAAACCACGUCCAGGACUGUCACGACCAGCACCCGCACGGCCACCGGCACAAGCAGCAGCACAGGCACCGGCACCAGCACAGAAACCACGUCCAGGACGAUGACGACCAACACGCUCACAGCCACCAGCAUCACAUCCACCCAGACCACUACGACUCGCACCGAACCUGAAGGCGAGCUCAUUGCCUUCAAGUUUGACUUUGCCGACACCGGUGUUUUGUCCCUGGCCGCCCUCGGUGGUUUUCUUCUCGUUCUUGCAGUGCCCAUUAUCAUGAUGCAACUUCUCAAAGAGAACGGCCGACGCCAAAGAAGCAUCGGGCAAGGCCAAAUGGUCGGCCUAGCGACGGCGGGCUCAGAAAAUGAUGCGAAUCCGCAAUCUGAGUCAGGUACACAUGUUGCACAUGGUGACGGUGAACGACAAGCAGAGCCUGCUUUUUUUGCCGACAUCCUCAAAGCAAUGAAGCGAUCCCCCUAUGUCCUGGCCAUCAACAUGUUGUUGGAAUCAGGGAACCUUGUCACGGGUUUGCUUUACGCCACGGAGGCAUAUCAGCGAGCGACAUUGAUCAGCUUUUCCGUGCCGUGCGGGUCGGGUAUUCUGAUGCCCCAGAAGGCUGCCCACUGCCCUACCGAGACCGACAUUACUGAUCUCCCGCUUUGCCACGAAGGUUUGGAGGUGCAUACGAUCUGUGAAGCAGAUGUACAGGUGCCGAAUCCGAAGUGUCACGUGGAUUACCAGCUCGACAACUGUGAGAACUAUGAUAUUUACAUGAUGGAAAUGCCUCGCUGUGCAGAUGUUGGCUGCAAAGCUCUGGGCAACUUCAUGUGGGUUGGGGCUCUCCUGUCGUUCUUCGCCACUGUUGGCUGGACUGCGUUGUUUUUCUGCAGACAUCUCCGCAAGCAUCGGCAACAGCGGGAGGCAGCAAGUCUGCGUCCGCGCUUCAUAGCUCUCUUCGUUUGCCUGCUCGGGGUGCUUGUGGCUACGCUCAGCAUCGGCGUCAUUGGGGGACCCACCUCCGUCUUGGCCGUUGCUUUGCUGUGUUCGACUCUGCCGAUCUGCAGCUGGUCGUUCGCAGCAUGGAUCGCAUCCCUACCGGCAGAGGGAGAGGAGGUCAUCGUAAGCCAGGCGGCAGGCCUAGAGAUUCCGUUCUUCAACGUGCUGCUAGCAAUCAACUUGAAGGAUGACAAUGUCCAAGCCUUGAACAGUUUGCGCACACCUUUGGCCAUGGGGCUUCGGAUUGUGGAAGAUGCACCGGAACUCGUCAUUGGGAUGUUGGACUUGUUCUACUUUGGAGGAGCAUGGUACGUGUGGCUUACCAUCGGAAUGUCGAUGGUCAUGGUCGUCGUUCAGCUAUCGAUGGGACUCUUCUUCAAGUGUCUUCUGCUUGCCAGGGGGCUAGCAGGAAAUGCGCAGCACUACGUCAGUCGUAAAUCCGGGCCCAUGGAGACAGAGUAA
Molecule: messenger RNA, 1521 nt
Organism: Symbiodinium sp. CCMP2592
Lineage: Eukaryota; Dinophyceae; Suessiales; Symbiodiniaceae
Source: the annotation of a GenBank genome assembly